Dreissena polymorpha is the source of this 8258-nucleotide messenger RNA. RefSeq names its product solute carrier family 46 member 3-like. Bases 133 to 1800 code for a protein of 555 amino acids. NCBI's taxonomy places the organism in Eukaryota, Metazoa, Mollusca, Bivalvia, Myida, Dreissenidae. The transcript is spliced from 6 exons. Gene Ontology annotation, cellular component: membrane. Gene Ontology annotation, molecular function: transmembrane transporter activity. Gene Ontology annotation, biological process: transmembrane transport. The record is from RefSeq and is a predicted model, not a curated record.
CUAGGUGUAGAUAUUGUUAUCUGUAUUUGAGAGUGAAAUGUCCUAUGCUUAUUAUGUAUUAACAUAUUUGUAAUGAUUGAAGGAUGUCACAUGGCAUUGAAUUGAACUGAAAAGUGUUGCUCUUUUGCGGACAUGGACGAUUCAAGACAGCCGCUUUUGACCCCCAAUUUUGACAAAGAUGGUUAUCCUGUCAUGCCUAACACUCAUUGGCCUGUAAGGGAAAGAAACAAUUCGUACUUAAACACAGAGCGGAACGGUUUACCUAACAUGGAACAUGAUUCUUAUGGAAGCAUUGACAGACUGCCGUUGGGAAACGGAAACAUGGAUGACAAUGGUAGAGCUAACGUUGAUACAACCGUCUCUCUUAGAGUGGAGUACAAAGGAUUCACUCGUCACAGUUUCAUGGUUGUGCCAAUGAUUCUUCUGUAUUUUUUUAGCGCAGGGGUAAUUGGUUCACUACUCCCUCAGUACACACAGUUUUUUAAGUCAGAGGAGAUAGCAGGGCGUGACCCGGUUUACUCAAAACACAAAUUUAAUGCAUGUGCUCAUGUAAACCAUUCAGAUCCUGGAUACCAGAUAUAUGUUGAAAUCCAGCAAGAAACUGCCAAGUGGACCCUAUACUUUUCCAUUGCCUCGCUUGUCCCUUCGCUGCUCGGAAAUUUAAUAUUCAUACCGUUGUCUGAUAUUUACGGUAGAAAGUUUGUGUUCCUGUUGACAUUGAUUGGUGCUAUUGUUAAACAUGGUCUUUCAUCAUACGUUGUUUACUAUAAACUGGAUUUGAGUUAUUUCAUCAUUGGGCAGGUGUUUGACGCCAUCUCUGGGUCGUACAUGACCUUUCUAGCUAUGAUGUUUACCUACACGUGUGAUCUACUCAGCAGCGGAAAAGGUCGGACCAUUGGAAUUGUAAUGAUGGAACUCUUACUUGGCAUCAUAUUCACUGCUACUUCUUUUUUAACCGGAUACCUUUUGGAAUGGAUAGGAUUUUUCUGGCCCUUGGCACUUUCGACUUUUGUGCUAGUGCUUGCCCUGAUAUUGCUAGUCUUCUGUGUACCAGAAACGUUACCGAUUUCAAACAAACUUGCAGUGACCAAUAAAAGACCUUUUGUCAGACUGGAAGAGGUCUUUCAAAGCAUGCUAGAAGCAUUUAAGUUCUAUUUUACUCAUAAGUCAAAAUUGAAGCGACUGAAGUAUAUACUACUCAUUGGAGGAUUUACGUUCAUGUGCAUACCGUACAUGAACCGUGGGACGAUGGAGGUCUUGUAUCAGCUUGGACAGCCAUUUUGUUGGUCGGCAACUAAGAUUGGUUGGUUUUCGGCUUUCAAGAUCGGAAUAGCGGCCAUGGUGGCAAUGGUCGGCACCUUUCUGAUGCAAAAGUGCUUGGCUGAUGAUAGCAUAGCAAUGGUUGGUAUAUCAGGAGCUGUAAUAUCAUACAUCGUAGAAGGACUUGCUACGUCAGACUUCGUUUUGUACAUGGUCCCUGUGUUGACAUGCUCUUCAGGUCUUCCUAUUCCAAUGAUCCGAAGCCUUAUGUCUUCACUGACUCCUGCUGAGAAACAAGGUGCUGUAUUUGGGAGCAUCGGUGCAGUGGAGACGUUUUGCUCUCUGAUAGGAGCCCUUAGCAACAAUGUGAUCUACAUCGGAACGAUCAAGAUCAUGAAUGGAUUCGUCUUCCUCAUUAUGGGUGCCAUCACGUGCAUUGGCGUGGUCUUCAUACUAGCUUACAUGUAUGUGGCAAGGACCCGCAUUCCGGAUGAUCGACAUGAAAUAACGACAAACGAAAUCAUUGUUGAUGCUUCUUAAAUAAAGACUUAAAACGUUUAUUAAACAGUUGUGCUAACAUUUAAUGAUACCUUUAACCACUUUUUACAAAAGAACUUGUGCAACAUUUGCUAAAUAUUUGAUUCAAUAAUACAUUGACAUAUGACCACCUCUUGAAAUGUGUCACGUUUAGAAAAUUACAAAGCAUGAUCAUAUGUUUCAGUGUUCAAUAAUUUACUUUGGGAAUUAUUUCAUAUGGUAUUUCAACCACUUGUUUUUGUUAUUUAAUAAAGUAAAAAAAAUGUUGUUUAUAUAUUUUAAAGUUUUGUUGAGUUUUGAAUCGAGAAAUUUAUUUGUAUUACUCAUUAUUUUUUUAUGUAUAAAAUGAUAUUUAUUAAUGUUUUCACAUAUUUUGUCAAAUUAAAUUGUUAUGAGCGUGGUAAAAUAAGUUAUUUAAACAGAAAUCCUGUAUUGUUAUUUGUUAAUCAAUUUUGUUAUAUAUGCAGAUUUAUUGAAUGAUUUUCUUAAACAGUAACAUGAAGAAUAGUGUACAUUCUAUUAAGCAGAGAUCUAUCUGCAUAAACAACUUUGCCGAGUAGAAUUCUUUUGUUGACACGAUAAAGUGCACAGUGUUGUGUGCACAUGUUUGUGUUCAUUUUUUGUGAGUCUAGCUCAUAAUUGUUUCAUUGUUAUUAACUAAAUUGUGUUCAUAAAUGCUUAUAGUCUUUAAAUACCUUAUUGUCUGAUAUUCAAGUGCUUCAAAUGUAUUUGCGUGAUUUUGAUGCAUAUACAUUUUAAAAUUAUUUAUAUUUAAAUAUAAAUGUUAGAUUGUGUAUGCAACAGGUUGUAGGCAAUUUCUGAAGUGUAGUUAAAAAAGAAUAUCAAUAUUCCUUAUUGUUUGCAACAUCUAUCGUUACAAUAACUGAACUUGAUAAAACGUUUAUAAAAUAAGUAUAAGAGAGAUAUUGAGUUCAUGAGACUAAAUUAAAAUAUGUUGUAUUUAUUCAAAAAAAUAUAUAGGUACAUUCUUAUAAAAGAGUUGUUUUUUUUCAAUUAUAAAUACAUGUUAUUUUAAAUAUUUUAAUUUGGUUGUCACAAAUUAAUGUUAUUGUUAACACAUUUAAUGUUUUAUUCGCAAAAUGCUUUAUUUCUAUGCACAUAUAAUUUAGAAUUUUCAUAUAUUCUUAUUUGCACAACUGCUGAAGUGGAUCUCACUGCUAUAUAAUUCCAGUGUUAUUUGUACAGGUGUUUUAGGCUUUAUUAUUAUUUGCUAUAUUUCUAUGCACAUAUACUUUAGAAUUUUCAUAUAUUCUUAUGUACACAACUGCUGAAGUGGAUCUCACUGCUAUAUAAUUCCAGUGUUAUUUGUACAGGUGUUUUAGGCUUAAUUAAUUUUUUUUGCGGGCACAUUUAAUUUGUAUAUUUUGUUGUCAUGUGAUACAUUUAAAAAAACAUUUGCUCAAAAUCCAUAUAUUACAAUUCUCACUAAAUUUUUUAUUUUUGGUUGUUUUUUACAUGUUUGCAACCAAAUGUUUACCUGGGUAGCUUGAAAAACCACAUAAUUAUUUCAAUAAAUUGGCCAUCUUGAUUGGUUUUGAAAUGCAUUUUUUGUUAAUUAUUAGUCGUGAAAGUACUCUUUAUUGUUUAUCUCUCAUUGAUCAUUCUAGAAUCUCCCGAAAACCAAUUAUUAAUUUAUUUUUGUAUCUCUUAAAGUGAUAUUGCGGGCAUCUAACAGUUUAUAGCUGACUAUCGCAACCCUUGUUUAUUUUUGGUGUUUUCACUUCAUCUACACCUAUAUUUGUUAAUGCAACAUCAACAUACUAAAACAAUAUCCCGGAAAGAGAAAACUAAUGCAUUUGAAUAUCAACCGUACUUUCGUUUGACAACUGAUCACGCAUGUACAGUGUGAACCUAAAUUUAGUUUUAGUGCAGAUUCGUUUAUACGACACAAAGACACAAUUUUGUUUUACGGAUCAUUUCGGCUUAGACUGGGUGAGUCACGUAAGAAUAUCGAAUAUAAAAUAUAUUUUUAUAAACAACUGGUAGCAAGAUGAGUUGCAGAUAAUUGGUCAGUAACCACAUUUAAACUAACUCUUUUGACCUGUUAAUUCUUUUCAGCUCAGCAUUCUGUCAUCAUCCAAAAACAUGUUUCUCUUAAUAGAGAUAAACACAUAAUUUUCUUGCCUUUGGUUUCUUGUAUACCUAAUUUCUGCAGAAUAAUUGUUAUACGAAUUAGAAGUUUUCAAAUUACUACUUAAAGUAACAUAACUACUCAAAAUCAACGAAAAAUUCGUACAAUUUUUUGUAAAAUAAACUUAACAAAUAAAAAAUCAGUGUUCCUUAUGGCAAUUUCAGAAAUUUUACGCCAGAUGUGGUCUGGUAAAAUAGAUGUUUGAAGAUACAAAAUGCUCGUUUUCAUUAUUGUUUUGCAUAUCUAUUCAUACGACGCAUGAACACUAACAUGGUGUUCGUGUGUCGUAUGAAAAGAUAUAUUCGCGGGAAUUAAUCGGGCCACAAAUAAAUAAUCAAAGUACUGGCAGUACUGGUGUGACGAUGCUUUUGAAGAGGAUGGAUAUUAACCAUCAAUUUAAGUUUAUCUAUAUCACCACAAUUGUGUAUGUUGAUACAAACAUUUGGGUACGAUAAAAAAUUUGGGUACUAAAAUUUUGGGUACGAAAAAAAAUUUGGUACGAAAAAUAUUUGCGUACGAAACAUUUUUGGUACGAAAAAAAGUUUAGGGGGACGGGGAAGUAGUACCCGUGGGUAACUUGACCCAUUGAGCGAAACUGGGAGGCGGGUCACAUUCUUGUUCAUUAAGUAUGGCAAUACCUUCAUGAUGAUUCUCGAAAGUAGGUAUGAGCACAUAGCCGGACCAUGUGAGCUCAAUCGUAUGAGCACUUGACUAUCCGUGUUCGCCCACGAACAUAUGGAUUAACUAAUAGCGAAAUGACCUUAUACAUGUAUAUGCUGAAAUCUAACAAUCGAACGAAAUAUCAAACAUGGUAUGUACACUUUGGUGGUUGUGUAAUUUCUGUUAGAAUAUCGUAUUCAAUAUGUAAAUUUUAAAUGAUUGUGCCCGAACUUGAGUUUGUUGCCUUGUUUGAGUCAAUACGCGCCUAGGCUGCAACCAGUGUGUGUAUUUGUGUUUUUCCAAGGUAAUGAGUUACCACCGCGUUGAGGCUGCAUAAUGUUGGGACCUGAAGUAUGUCCAGCACUCCUACCUAAUAAGAUUAGAUUGACGACAGUUGGGACGAAUUUAGAAUGAUAGCUGCAAUUUCCAGCUAUUUGUUUUGUACUGAAAUACUUUGUAAUUUUUUAUAUGGUCAAAUGCUGCGGGGGGGGGGGGGAUGAGAUUAUCCGGAAAAAAACACCUGUCCGGAAUGGUGACCACAAAACAGACAAAAUAUAACAUUGCGCCGGGAGCGGGAAUCGAACCGGUGUCGUAAAGGUGAAAAAGCGAACGUCCUUACCACUGCGCUAGCGGGACGGACAAUUACACAAAGGAAUGUUGUUUUAUCCAUAUAUAUCAUAGCAGUGCAGCGUUUACAAUUUGCAGGUUCGAAAUUGUUCGCAUUCUUUAGUUUUGUGAUCACGUAAAAAGUUAAUUUUACAUGUUUUUAUUCGCAAUUUAUUUACUAAAUCGAGAACAAAUAUCAAACAAAAUAGAGAAAAUAUAUAUAGUUGUUUCAUUGGUCCAUAAAAAUAAAAUGGAUGUAAAAUUACUAAUUUGAAAUUAACGUUCUGAUACACUUAUUGAAUCUGUUUCCCCAGGAUAUGCUGUUCUAUUAAUAUUUACCUUUAUCACCACGAACGACAACUCUGCUAGGAGAAUGUUAUCAAUGAAAAUCAACGAGCAAUCUCCUACGCAGUGGCGAAUGCCAAGGGAAGUAACUGAAAAAUCGAGUUAUCUCAAUCGGACUAGCUCGGUCUUUUACAUAGGUCGCCAUUGUGAAGAUUUUUUUUACUGGUUAUCAAACCUUAGACGAUGCUGUUUCAGCAUCGUCAAAAACGAGCAUUUUGUACGUACAAAAAUCUAUGUAAUCAUAGCACAUCUAGCGUUGAAAUUUUUGCUUUUGCUAUAAGGAACAAUGAUUGUUAAGGUGUUAACUUUAUUUUACGAAAUACUUUACGAAAUUUUCGUUGGUUUUGAGCGUUAUAGAGACUUUAAAAUUUGAUAGUGAAAUACAAAUACAUGAUAGUGUUUAUGUUAUUUAUUUCACAUGCAAUUUUAUUUAAGGUUCGACUAUUCUUUAAACGACAUUUUGCACUUUUUAUUGUUAAAUGUUUAGGCAAAUCGUGUUAAAACGGACUAAAAUAUUCGAGAACAGAAUAAAAGAUACUCGAGGAGAAAUCGGUGCAGAUAAGCUCUUUGAGCCAUCUUUGCCCUGUUGUUUUAUACACUAUUAUUGAAAAUUUAGUCAGUCCCUUUGGAGCAUGUAUCAUUAAUAUGUGCAAUGUUUGAUUAUUCUUCACAAUAUUAUAUUCGUUCCGACUUAUUUACUUUUGAAAGAGUAUUUUUCUGAAAUCUUAUAGAUCUUUGUAUUGUCUUCAUUACUUUUUAUGCCCCCGGAUCGAAAGAUCGGGGGUAUAUUGUUUUUGGCCAGUCUGUCAUUGUAUGUGUGUGUGUGUCCCAAAACUUUAACCUUGGGCAUAACUUUUGCAAUAUUCAAGAUAGCAAUUUGAUAUUUGGCAUGCAUGUGUAUCUCAUGGAGCUGCACAUUUUGAGUGGUAAAAGGUUAAGGUCAAGGUCAUCCUUCAAGGUCAAACGUCAAAAAUUUUAACCAGAACUUUAACCUUCUUCGUAACUUUUGCAAUAUUGAAAACAGCAACUUAAAAAUUUGGCAUUCAUGUGUAUCUCAUGGAGCUGCACAUUUUGAGUGGUGAAAGGUCAAGGUCAUCCUUCAAGCUCAAAUUUAUUGCUUCAAAGCAGUGCAUUAGGGGGCAUUGUGUGUCUGACAAACACAUCUCUUGUUGUUUUUUUGUCUGUCGCAUUUUUACUUCACGCAUAUAGUUUUAGAUUUGUUUUUCUUUUUAGUUUUUAGCUCACCUGUCACGAAGUGACUUGGUGAGCUUAUGUGACCGUGUGAUGUCCGGCGUCCGUUGUGCGUGCAUGCGUGUGUCCGUCAACAAUUUGUUUGUGUAGACAGUAGAGCUCACAGUUUUCAUCCAAUCUUUAUGAAAUUUGGUCAGACUGUUUAUCUUGAUGAAAUCUGGGUUGGGAUUGUAUUUGGGUCAUCUGGGGUCAAAGACUAGGUCACUAGGUCAAAUAAUAGAAAAACCUUGUGUAGACAAUAGAGGUCGCAGUUUUCAUCCAAUCUUUGUAAAAUUUGGUCAGAAUGUAUAUCUUGAUGAAAUCUGGGUUGGGAUUGUAUUUGGGUCAUCUUGGGGUCAAAAACUAAGUCAUUAGGUCAAAUAAUAGAAAAACCUUGUGUAGACAACAGAGGUCACAGUUUUCAUCCAAUCUUUAUGCAAUUUGGUCAGAAUGUUUAUUUUGAUGAAAUCUGGGUUGGGAUUGUAUUUGGGUCAUCUGGGGUCAAAAACUAGAUCACUAGGUAAAAUAAUAGAAAAACCUUGUGUUGACAAUAGAGAUUACAGUUUUCACCAGAUCUUAAUGAAAUUUGGUCAGAAUGUUUAUCUUGAUGAAAUCUGGGUUGGGAUUGUAUUUGGGUCAUCUGGGGUCAAAAACUAUGUCACUAGGUCAAAUAAUAGAAAAACCUUGUGUAGACAAUAUAGGUUACAUUUUUCAUCAGAUCUAAAUGAAAUUUGGUCAGAAUGUUUAUCUUGAUGAAAUCUGGGUUGGGAUUUUAUUUGGGUCAUCUAGGGUCAAAAUCUAGAUCACUAGGUCAAAUAACAGAAAAACCUUGUGUGGAAAACAGAGGUCACAGUUUUCAUCCAAUCUUAAUGAAAUUUGGUCAGAAAGUUUAUAUUAAUGAAAUCUGGGUUAGGAUUGUAUUUAGGUCAUCUGGGGUCAAAAUCUAGGUCACUAGGUCAACUAAUAGAAAAACCUUGCUUAGACAAUAGAGGUCACAGUUUUCAUCAGAUGUUUAUGAAAUUUGGUCAGGAUGUUUAUCUUAAUAAUAUCAGAUUUUUUUGGAUCGUAUAUGGGUCACAUGGGGUGAAAAAUUAGGUCACCGGGCGAAUUCUAGUAACACCUUGUGGUGAUGAAAGAGGUCACUGAUUUCAUCAUGUCUUAAUGAAAUUUGUCAUAAUGUAUUAAUUAAUUAAAUCUGGCUUGGGAUUGUAUAUGGGUCUGAUAGAAUUUAAGUUGAUGUAGCAAGGUUAGUCAGGUGAGCGAUUCAGGGCCAUCAUGGCCCUCUUGUGGUUAUUUAUUUAGUUACUAUUUCAUUAUUAAAGCUUGUGUAACCUAUUUUUCUUCCUGAUGUAAAGAUGUGCGAUAAAAAUGUAUAUAUGUUGCUACCAUUUUUUAAUGGAUUGUUAAGAAAGGAUGUUUUUUUUUUAUAAAUUGACUACAUUGCUUGUAUAUCAUUAUUUUUAAAAUA